Anopheles maculipalpis is the source of this 3386-nucleotide messenger RNA. RefSeq names its product TATA element modulatory factor (gene Tmf). Gene Ontology annotation, cellular component: endoplasmic reticulum; Golgi apparatus. Lineage: Eukaryota; Metazoa; Arthropoda; Insecta; Diptera; Culicidae. The record is from RefSeq and is a predicted model, not a curated record. The transcript has 3 exons. Bases 15 to 3386 code for a protein of 1123 amino acids.
UAAACUGAGAAAAAAUGAGCUGGUUUGAUACUAAGGGUAUAGCCAAUUUGGCAAAAAAUGCGCUAAAAGAAGCUCAAAAACAGAUUGAUAAAGCACUCGAUAUCAAAGAUGACGACGAAACGGCAAGCAUUAAUGAUACAAUGGAACCUGCAGAAAAAAAAAAUGAUGAACUGGCAACAAACAGUCUAACCCUAUCCGAAGUUUCUGGUCAUCCCUCCGUUGCAGGAAAUAACUCCACAAGCUCCAACACGUUAAAUACAUCUUUUGAGGCAUGUGAUGGUUCGUUUUUUGAUCAACCGAUAAACAAUUCUAGUACCGUUACCAAACCACCAUCCAGCUUGAAGUGUAGAAGUUUUGAAAAUUCGAAAAAUGGAAAUAUUGUAGGCUCACCGAAUACAGAGGUAGACAGUUCAGAAUCAAUUGAGGUGCUUACACCCAUAACCAAUUCCGGUUCAGAUCUCACGUCGACCAGUCGACGAUCGUCUUCCAUAAUCAUACUACAAGACGAUGGAGAAUCAGAAUCCGUUGAAGUUGUCGGUACCAUCAGAACAUCGCCGGUUUCUACACCAGUAGACAAUGACUUUCCAAAGCAUUGUGAAAAAGACGAAGAUGAGACAAGUGUUGAGGAUGAUUCCAUUUCCAAUACGUUGUCGGAACAACCAAUCACUAUUCUGGAAACAGAUGUUUGCUUAUUGCCAAUUACGGUAGCACCAAGCCGUAGUAAGCAUAAGUACUCGGUUUCCAAUGCUCCUCCCGUAAGCAUCGCAAAGGAUGCACUUGAAAAAUCGGUAGAAGAAUGUAAAGAACUUUCUGUUCCUUCGACAACGUCAUCUAACAAAACACAUACUAUUGCGGAACAAACUGCCGAUUAUUCUGUUGUUGAGCCUGUCAUGGAAGAGUAUCGUUAUAAAUAUUCGAUUGAUGACUUGCAUUUGAAGCAAACAACGAAAUCAGAUCAGACAUUGGAUCAGAGUUAUGAAAGCAUACAAACCCAAAUGUCUGAUAUGGCUCACAGUUUUGAGGAAAUAAGAUCCGGAAGUAAUGAUACAUUAGGCCAUUUACCUACAAUCAUUUCCCUAGAAAGAAUAAAUAAUACAGAUCAAUUUUCUGAUACAGUUUUUGAAUCCCCGGUUGGUGUAGGAGGAAAUCAAAGCUUAUUUCAGAGUUUAGGUGAUGAUGAAAUCGACACAACUACUUCGUCCGACAUAGAAAUUAUCUCUAGUCCGAAUGGAGGUGACUCGAGCAGCAACCAUAGUGGUGCAUAUCGUACAAGUCCAAUGAAAAUUAUCGAUGGAAAAAGUGAUAAUUUUGAUAUGCUUCUUAUCAAAAAACGUCGUGGACAUACGCGGGAACCAUCGGAAAUUUCAAUUAAUAGUGGUAAUAGUGACGAUUCUGGACAUUUAUCUGAAACGGAACGCCUGAUGCGGAGGUUAGUAGAGGUAUCAGAAACGCUUGAACAGAGAGAAUAUCGAUUGGUGGAACUUGGAAGACAAAACGCAGAACUAAAUGAACAAAAUGCUCAGUUGACGGCCCAGCUUGAAAGCAAAGCAAAGCGUGAAGGAGCAUCUGAUCUAGAUGGAUAUAUGCAACGGCUAUCUGCAUUAGAGCGUAAAUUUCAGCAAUCAAUUCGCGAGAAAGAGAGUCUGAAAUGUAAACUUGAAGCACUUAAAACGGAAGCUCAAGAAAAGAUUCCCAAAAGUGAUAUGGAGAAAGCACUAAUCGACCGUGAUUUUAUGAUAAAUGAACUGCAAAAGGAAGGUGAAAGUCUAUCUAAACAAGUAUUGCAACAUUCAAAUAUUAUUAAAAAACUACGUGUAAAGGAAAAGGAAAAUGAUGUUUUGAUACGCAGACAGUGCGAUGAAAUCGUCGAAUUGACCCAAGAAACGGAACGGCUGAAGCGAUCGUUGUCAGCAAAGGAUGAAGUUGAGCGGGCACAAAUAGUUGCCGUGCACAAAUUAACAUCUGAAAAGCGUAAACUAGAACGUGAAUGUGCUAGUCUUACUGGCAAUUUAGAUGAUCAAACUCAAAAAUAUGAAAGUCUCCGCAAGUCAUUAGAAUUUGCUCGUAAAGACCUAAAUGAAAAGGCAGAAUUAUGUAAAGUUUUACAGAAUCGCUUGACUAAGCUACACAAUUGUGAAUCCGACUUUCUGUCGUUUCAAAGAACAAAUAAAAUUCUCAUGGAUCAGAUGGAAGAUCUGCGUGAACAAUUGCGCCGUUCCGAGCACGAUAACGGGCAGCGAUUGAUUCGUGCCAAGAAUGAACACGUCGAACUGCUGCGACGUUUAGAAGCAUCAGAAACUCGAGCUGAAGAAGAAAAAAAUGCAUCUGCUCUUCUAACGGUACCAUUGAUCAAGCAACUAGAAUCUUUGCAGUGCGUCUUAAGGCAAAAAGAAAGACUUUGGGAACAAAGAGAUGCUUCUUUUACCCAGCAGUUGUCAGAAGCUAUAGAACGUGUUAAGAUGAUCACCGAAAAAGAAGUAGCCCAAAGGUAUAUAAUUACUACAUUGCAGGAUCGUAUAAAUACUCUUGAAGAACAAUUAACUGCUACUAUUUUACAAACGGAGGAAACAUUGAAUAACAUAAAACAGAAAACACAUGAUACAACAAUUCUUGAAAGGAAAGACCUAAUAUGUGUGGCAGAAACUGAAUGUUUGCAAAGGAGCGAUACUUCUACUGAAUGUCCACGAACAUCAUCGUCGAACAGCGAAUGUAUAUAUAAAUCUCCAGCUUCCGAAAAUAGAUUAUUAGAGAACCCUAAUGAAAUUAAAAUGCAGGCAGAUAGUAAUAGCACGUUACUGACUGAAUUUGACAUGAGACUUUCAGGGACCUCUCCUACUCAUAGCAUCGGAAACCUGUCUCUGCCAGAUUCAUUGAAUAGUAUUCCAUGGAAUGGAACCGAGGAAAAUCUCGGAGUAAACUCCAUUGAAAAAAAUGAGGCACCUGAUAAUAGUUUGAGCAAUGUCGGAUAUAAUGUAUCUAUAAUGCUCAACAAUACAUCGCUCAUUGAAACUUUGCAAUCGACACUAAAGCAACGGGAUGGCGAAGUGUACCAAUUGCAAUGGGAAGUUUCUCGAUUUCAACAAGAACGCAAUGUACUUAGUUCCGAAAUUUCAAAUCUUACAAUGGAACUAGACAAUGUUCGGGAACGUUUUGAACGGAGCAUCCGUUUGGAGGUGGAACAUAAAGAUUUGCAAAAUCGAUAUGAUGCAUUGCUACAAAUGUACGGCGAAUCAGUUGAAAAAACUGAAGAGUUACAGCUCGAUCUAGCAGAUGUGAAAGAAAUGUAUAAAAUACAGAUCGAUGAUCUGCUUCAACGACAGCGUGAUCUAAUUGCUUCUAUGAACCAUCCCCCUUCUCUCAUAUCAUCACCUGGAAACAGUUGUUAA